Messenger RNA from Hypanus sabinus (Atlantic stingray), 7188 nucleotides. RefSeq names its product osteoclast stimulating factor 1 (gene ostf1). The coding region runs from base 138 to 755 and encodes 205 amino acids. NCBI's taxonomy places the organism in Eukaryota, Metazoa, Chordata, Chondrichthyes, Myliobatiformes, Dasyatidae. Gene Ontology annotation, biological process: signal transduction. The transcript is spliced from 10 exons. Gene Ontology annotation, molecular function: protein binding. The record is from RefSeq and is a predicted model, not a curated record.
UCACAUUGACAAAUGCAGUACCGUGCAAAAGUGGAGUCCCGUGCACCUUAGUCAUAUACGUGUGCCUUAGACUUUUGCACAGUACUGUAUAUAAUCUGGGGCUGCUGGAGGGGCUUAGUUGACUGACAUCUGUUCUCAUGAAAGGUCAAGUGAAGGUUUACAGAGCUCUGUUUGCGUUUGAACCCAGAACACCAGAUGAAUUGUAUUUUGAUGAAGGGGACAUACUUUAUAUUUCAGAUAAUAGUGAUCCCAAUUGGUGGAAAGGCACAUGCAGAGGUCGAACAGGAUUAAUUCCAAGUAACUAUGUUGCUGAGCAUGUAGAGUCAAUUGACAACCCAUUACAUGAAGCUGCCAAACGUGGGAAUGAAAGCUGGCUAAAAGAAUGUUUAGAUAACAGAGUUGCAGUGAAUGCUUUGGACAAAGCUGGAAACACAGCUCUCUAUUGGGCUUGUCAUGGAGGACAUCUGGGAAUAGUGAAGCUUCUGCUUUCCCAGCCAAAUAUUGAAUUAAAUCAACAGAAUAAACUGGGAGACACAGUCGUCCAUGCUGCUGCAUGGAAGGGAUAUGAAGAUAUCUUGGAGUUGUUGCUUUUGAAAGGUGCAAGAAUAGAUCUGAAAAACAAUGAGAAAAAAGUGCCACUUGAUAUGGCUAUCAAUCCACAAUGUUCUUCUCUUCUUAAGAAGAAAUCUGGUCAAGGCAUCAUAAGGACUGCAAGUAAUGCAGAGGAAUACCUUGAUGAUGAAGAUUCUGAUUAAAGUACAUUCCAAAGUUAGAACAUCAAACUUGUAUCAAUAUUUCUCUGUUUGUUUGCUUGCAAUUUUAUAACUACAUCAUUAUCAUGGAAAUUUUUACACUUCUGUGCUGAUCAUGUAGUUUCCGUUUGGGCAAAUGCUAUAAUUUUCUGAAUGCCUUGCCCCUUCCCCGCACCCCAAGUAGGAAUGAGCUUUUACUGCAAGUUUUUAUUUGAAGAAUUAGAUUGAUAGCAAUUUAAUUCAUUUGUUAUGUAUAAGAUAUGGGUUUUAUAUCACAGCUUUGUAACAAAAUCCCCAGUCUGAAAAUCCUUUAAUUGGUGAGUAUUUCUAAAUAUAAUAUAUCCAGUGUGACAAUCAGAAUGAAUUAGUUUGAAAACUAGUUUGUGUGCUUUUUUCACCCAAACCAGGUUUAUGUAUAUAUUUAACACAGGGCGUCAUGAAAUGUUUGUUGUCUGGUUUGUCUAAUCAGCACAAGGCACAAGCCAAAGCAUAUAUUUUUCACUGUAUAGCUCUCAAAGCCCUGACCAUAGUUGCCACAAACCAAAGUAUGACUACUCUUAGUAUUUAAAAAAAUGUAUUUUAAUGGGUACUUUAAAACAUAAACAUAAGAAUUAUCAUAUUUCUUCCUACAUCCACACAUGGUAAUUGAAUUUACUUACCACAACCCACUUACAACUACUGCCAUAAUUCUGCUGUUUGGAUGCUUUUACAGCAGUACUCUGUGCAUCCUGUAGAAUCGCCUUGUUUUUAAUGACAACUGCAAACAGAGCUUUUUACUGUUGGAAAUAAUUAUCCAUGUGGGUCCUUAAUUUUCUUCUGAUAGUUAUGCUACAUGAAGCUAUUGCAAGAAAGGGCAUUUUGCUACUGGCUUUCUGAAAAUGGUGGACUGGCAGCUCAUUUAAGUCAGUGGAGAGUUUUGCACAAAUUUCAUUUAUUGUUAAGUUGCUCCCCCACCCCCUUACAUACUUAUUAUCAUUAACUAGACAAAAAAUGUGUAAAUAUUUUGAAUGCCCACAUCUGGACACAUAAAUACCAGUUGAAAUGUAAAAUGAGCCAUUAGGUUUGGUCAUGGUUUGAAUGCUAUACUUUUUACCUCAUCAUAUUAAAUAUAUAUCAUUGAAAAGUUCUACUAAAGGAAUAUAACUUUUCCUUCUUGUCUAACUUUAGAAUAAAGAGAUUACUGAUUUUACCCAGUUUCCAAUCGGGCAUUUAGCAGAACUGGGAAGUGCAAUUAUGGCAUCACUUUAUUUGAGGAAGACUCUGAUCAGACAAGUUACUUGGCUUCAUUAAAAGAAAACUAAUUAAAAAUGGAAUAAAGGAAAUGCUUCACAAAUCUCUAUUAUAAAGUGUCCUGUCCUGUUGGUCUCAUUCAUAUUAGUAUGUACCUUAUCAUUUGAUCUUCACUGUACACUUGUUAACUUUUACCUCUUUUAGUUGGUUUUAUCAAUUAUGAGAGUUGAAAUCAUAAGUGUAGAAAAUCAAAGGAUUUGAUUUGUGACAGAAAAGCUAAAAUUGCAGAGAUUGCUUAUUGCUUUGUGACCUAAUAUUUUUAAAAACCUAAUGCUUGAAUCCAAUGAAAACUAGUGAAAAUUGUAAUUUUGAAUAUGAGAUGUGAACAUAUCUCUCCAAUGAAUUUAAGAUUUUGAGCACUAAAUUAAUCUUUGCCACUAUUAAAUUCCAGGUCCAUCAUUUGUCGCAAAAAAACUAAGUGCAAUUUUGAAUAUUUUGCUACAUAAUUUAAUGUAUGAUGUCAUAGAAUUGCUGCCUCUGCACAUGGAAUAAAUUUUGAACAAAAUAGAACAUUGGAGUUUUGUUAAUAGCUCAAAGUACAGUUGAGCCAUGAAAUAUUGCUCCCUUCAGAUCAUUGCAUCAUCAGUGGAUUUAGAAAUCACUUCAGCUUUGUAGAGCCUCAGUUAUAGAAGCAGGAUUAGACAUGUUGCCUCUUAUGCAUGCUGUGCCAUUAAGUGGGAGUAUAGCUGAUCUUUUAUCUCAUUGAAAUUUGCUACCUAGCCUCUUAAGAUCUACAAUUCUAUGGAUUCCUGUUUCUAAUAUGCCCAUCAGUGAGGCCUCUUUAUAUUAUCCCGAAUACUGUAUACAGUAAUCUUGUUCAAUAAUUUCUUGUGUAUCAAAGUGUUGCAGGGCUGCUGAAUGUCCAAAUAUACCAUAUCAAUUAUUUGGCUUCUGUUUAUAUUGAUGGUUACGACCUCCAAACAAAAUUUCCAAAAUAUUUGACUAAUAUGCUUUAAUAACUCCAUGUAGAUUCUGCCCAGUCCUAUUACUUCUAAUGGCAUAUUACCGCCUCAUUAUGGAUUCCUGCUAUUUCCCUAUUAUCAAUGUCAUGUUAACUGGCCUGGUGUUCACUAUUUUUUUCUCCUUUGUCAGCAGAAUCACAUUUGCUAAUUUGCAAUCUGUGGGAAUCAUUCUAGAACAGUGUUAACAAGGCAAUGUUCACUAUCACUAGAGAUGCAGCCUUCAAAACCCGAGUGAGCACAUCAGUUCCUAGUAAUUUAUUAUCCUUCAUUCCCAUUAACUUCUCCAGUGCAGGUUUUUUAACUAAGACUUUUUCUUAAGCUCAAUUAUUUUGCACUUGCAGAGUUCCAAUAUUAGCUGGAUAGUUUCUUUGACAAUGGACAGAAAGCAUUGCUUAAUGUAUGCUGUUUCUCCUUUCACCAGUCUACGUUCCCUGUCUGCUUCUGUAAGGGCCUAAAAGAACUGUUUCCUUUUUUGCAUACACUGAUUUCUUGCUUAGUGGGCCCCACUGUAUUCCCAUGAAAGACAGCACUCAUGGAAUUGUGGUCAAGUAUUAUCAUUGAUAAAGUGAUACUACUGACAGUGCACCUGUAUCAGGAACCCGACCUGAGAUGCCAUUCCUGCAAAGCAGCAUUGAGAAUCUGGAGUGAACCCAUGUCCUUGCUGUUGCUGCUCAUUGCCCUGCUGGGAACCUGGAAUAACUCGUGAUGUGUUAUCCUGCAGGAUGUUGUGGAAAGCCUGCUAAUGAGGCCUGGUGUUGGGUGGAAUGGGAUGACUAGUGUAGUCGCUCAGUACUGAACUCUGUCCAAGCUGAUUACUAAACACUAGUGUACACCAAAUCUAUUUUAGACUUCUCUCAUUUCCAUCCCUUUACCCUAGGCAUCACACCUUGGGCAAUUUUUUUUUUUGGUGCCAGAGCCUUGGUGACCACUUUUUUCAAUGUGUUUGCCUUGGAUGAAAGAUUUUGUGACUGGUCCCCCACGUCCUCCUCACAGCGCAGUUUUUUUUUUACAAGGCCGAGUUGCGAGCUCGACAAUCAAAGUGUGUCCGGGAGCAGCCCGACUGGAUUCGAACCCCGGAAGCUUUGUUCCGGAGUCCGGCGCUGAUGUCACUGCGUCACCAGUGGCCAAUUAAUGUACCACCCUUCAUGUCUUUGGGACUUGGGAAGGAAGUCAUGUGAUUACAUGCAAACUUCACACAAACUUCACAGAGAUCAAAAUUGAAAAUGAGUCAUUGCAACUGUGAGUCACAUCUGGUUCCCAGCACAGCACCACUUAGUAGCAGAUGGUAUAGGGGUCUUUAUGAUGGGUUCCUGCCAGGAUAUCAGGCAGUUAGUCUUUUUUUUUGACAUAAGCUAGAGUAGGGUACUAAUUUGUGAGUGUUCAGACUGCAGGACCACUGAUUCAGUGCUCUGCAAAGUAAUACCAAAUAGCAAAAUUACAUAGCCACAGAAGCUUCUUCACUCUGUUUAUUUUAAUGAUCUUUGCCAUAUUCUCAUAGUACAGUUUUCCUUUCCUUAUCAAUGUCAUGAUCCUCCAGAGUUUGCUCAACUCUGAAGCCUUCUCAAACCUCAAGCUUACUUUAUUGUUGGCAGGAUGUGUAUUUGCUUUCAGCCUGAUAUUAUCGUGAUCUUCUCUCAUUGGUCACAGCUAGACCACUUUUAUUGGGUUUCUUUGCCUUAAAGAAUAUCUUCUUGUGACGAGCCUUAGGAUGGAGGAGGUUCUAGUUUGUGGGCUCUGGGGUGGCCUGAGACUCUUUAUCAAUGGAGAGAACAUUUCCAGAGACAGCAGGGAAAUCGGUCAUUUGCAUAAUGAUACUCUGUCAUUUAUACUGGCCUUCUAUUAUCACUAUCUCCUAAUGUGCCCACUAACUACUGGAUCAGCAAACAAUCCUUUCUCGGUAUAUAAUGCUGGAUUUCAGCACAAAAAGUCCAUGCUGAAACCAUUUAAGCUGUCUACUUCCAUUGAUCUGCACUGGGACGUUAGCCCUAUUAUCCAUGUACCUAUCUAAACUUCUCUUAAACAUUGAAUUUGAGCUCACAUGCACCACUUGUGCUGGCAACUCAUUCUACACUCUCACAGCCCUCUGAGUGAAGAAGUUCCCCCUUAAACUUCUCACCUUUCACCCUUAACCCAUGACCUCUGGUUGUAGUCCCACCCAAUCUCAGUGGGAAAAGCCUACUUGCAUUUACCCUAUUUAUAUCCCUUGUAAUUUUGUAUAUCUCUAUCAAAUCUCCUCUCAGUCACCAAUGUUCUAAAGAAUACAGUCCUAUUCAAUCUGCCUUUAUAACUCAGGUCAUCCAGACCCCGCAACAUCUUUGUAAAUGUUCGCUGUACUCUUUCAACAUUGUUUACAGUUUUCCUGUAAGUAGGUGACCAAAACUACAAACAAUACUCCAAACUAGGCCUCUCCAAUGUCUUAUAGAACUUCAACAAAACAUCCCAUCUCCUGUGCUUAAUACUUAGAUUUAUGAAGGCCAAUGUGCCAAAAGCUUUCUUUACUACCUUAUCAACCUCUGACGCCACUUUCAAUGAAUUAUUGACCUGUAUUCCUAGAUCCCUUUCUUCUACCACACACCUCAGGGCCCUACGAUUCAUCGUUCAAGACCUACCCUGGCUGAUCCUACUAAAGUUCAACCCCUCACACUCGUCUGCAUUAAAUUCCAUCUGCCAUUUUCCAGUCUAUUUUUCUAGCUGAUCCAGAUCCCUCUGCAAUCCAUGAUAGGCUUACUUGCAGUUCACUAUACCCUCAAGCUUGGUGUCAUCUGCAAAUUUGCUGAUCCAGUUAACCACAUUAUCAUUCGGAUUGUUGAUAUUUAUGACAAACAACAACAGACCCAGCACUGAUCCUUGCAGCACACCACUAGUCACAGGCCUCCAGGCAGAGAGGCGACCCUCAACCACCACUCCGGCUUCUCCCACAAAGCCAAUGCCUAAUCCAAUUUACUACCUCAUCCCGAAUGCUGAACAAUUGAACCACCUCGACCAGCCUCCCAUGCAGGACCUUGUCAAAUUCUUUACUAAAAUCUGUGUAGAUAGCAUCCACUGCCUUGCCGUCAUCCACUUUCUUGGUAACUUCCUCAAAAAACUCUAUGAUUGGUUAGGCAUGACCUACAACUCAGAAAGCCAUGCUGACUAUCUGUAAUCAGUUCACAUCUAUCCAAAUAUUUAUAUAUCCUGUCCCUUAGAAUCCCUUCAAAUAACCUUCCCACAACUGAUGUCAGACUCACUGGCCUGUAAUCUACUGGUUUAUGUUUAGAGUCUGUGUUGAACAGUGGAACAACGUUGGCUAUCCUCUAAUCCUCUGGGUACCUCUCCUGUCGUUCAGGAUGUUUUAAAUAUCUCUGCAAGGGCUGUCGCAAUUUCUGCACUUGCCAACUGUAGGCUCCCAGGGAACCCUUGUCAUUCUCUGGGGAGUUAUCCACCCUGAUUUGCCACAGCUCAGCCAACACCUCCUCCUCUGUAUUCUGUAUAGGAUCCAUGAAACUGGUGCCGCUUUGCCUCAUUUCUACAGACUGAAGCAAAAAAUCUAUUUAAGAUCUUCUGCAUCUGUUUUGAGUCCACACAUAGAUUGCCAUUCUGAUCUGCAGAGGACCAAUUUUGUCCCUUCCAAUCCUUUUGCUCCACCAUAUCUGUAGAAUCCCUUGGGAUUCUCCUUGACCUUAUUUACUCUGGCAACUUCAUGCCGCCUUUUAGCCUCCUGAUUUCUUAAGAGUCAUCUGGCAAUUCUUAUACUCCAUAAGCACCUCACUUGUUCCUACCAGCCUGUACCUGCUAUGCACCUCCACUUUUUCUCUUAACCAGGGCCUCAACACUUAAAAACCUAGGUUCCCUACACUUGUUAUCUUUACCUUUUAUUUUGACAAACACAUACAGGUUUUGUGCUCUCAAAGUUUCACUUUUGAAGGCCUCCCACUUACCAAGUAAACUUUGCCAGAAAACAGCCUGUCCCAAUCCACAUACCAGAUCAUUUCUGAUACCAUCAAAAUCAGCCUUUCUCCAAUUUAGAACGUCAGCCUGCAGACCAGUCAUAUCUUUUGGCAUAUUUGCCUUGAAACUAAUGGUAUUGUUAUCACUGGAUGUAAAGUGUUCCCUUACACAAAUUCUAUCAUUUACCCUGUCUCAUUCCCUGAUGUAGAUCAAGUAUCGCAUUCUCUCUCUCUCCCUCUCCCUCCCUCCCUCCCUCC